Bombina bombina (fire-bellied toad) is the source of this 1211-nucleotide messenger RNA. It is a transcript of the gene PI15, whose product is annotated as peptidase inhibitor 15. NCBI's taxonomy places the organism in Eukaryota, Metazoa, Chordata, Amphibia, Anura, Bombinatoridae. Gene Ontology annotation, cellular component: extracellular region. Bases 273 to 1052 code for a protein of 259 amino acids. The transcript is spliced from 6 exons. The record is from RefSeq and is a predicted model, not a curated record.
GCUUGCAACAGACUUUUGGAAAGACUGCCCUUUCUAAAGAAUACAAGCUGUAAUAUAUAAAAGCUGUUAUCACUUAGCAAAACCUGCAGCCAUGAGUUUCAAGCUAGCAGUUUUGCUUUCACGGAAUGUAUGACAGGAUAGAUUGUUCCCAUACAAGGAUAUACACUCCAUUACACAGUGCAAGUUUAACUAGUUCAAGAUCCUUCCUUCUAAAUAUUGAAAGAUUUCAUACAGCAUUUUAAGCUACAAACGUUGCUUAUUGUCGUCCAAACAUGAUAGAGAAAAUACCUAUCAUCACUGCUUUCCUAUUCUCCCUACUCUAUGAAACAUGUGGUUUAGUGUUACCUAAUUCCACAGACUUAGCAUCAUCAUCAGCCAGCAAUCAUAGCAUCAUAAAGCUAGAUUUAAGUGCUCAGCUGAACUCUGCAAAUAUCCCUAAGACCAGAAGGAAGCGCUAUAUUUCUCAGAAUGACAUGAUCGCUAUUCUUGAAUAUCAUAAUCAAGUGAGAAGCAAAGUCUUUCCACCUGCAGCCAACAUGGAGUAUAUGGUUUGGGAUGAAAAUUUAGCAAAGUCAGCUGAAGCCUGGGCUGCCGCCUGUAUUUGGGAUCAUGGUCCAACUUAUUUGAUGAGGUUCCUUGGUCAAAAUCUUUCUGUGAGAACUGGAAGAUAUCAGUCUAUUCUUCAGCUGGUGAAACCAUGGUAUGAUGAAGUAAAGGACUAUGCUUUCCCAUACCCUCAAGAAUGUAAUCCUAGAUGUCCUUUGAGAUGUUAUGGACCAAUGUGUACACAUUACACACAGAUGGUUUGGGCUACAACAAACAGAGUAGGAUGUGCUAUCAACACAUGUAACAACAUGAAUGUUUGGGGCUCAGUAUGGAGAAGAGCUGUCUAUUUAGUAUGCAACUAUUCUCCCAAGGGUAACUGGAUUGGAGAAGCACCAUAUAGGGUUGGAGUGCCAUGCUCUGCAUGCCCACCAAGCUAUGGAGGAUCUUGUACAGACAAUCAGUGUUUUCCAGGAGUCACCUCUAACUACUUAUACUGGUUUAAGUGAUAUGAUCUUAUAAUUAUUACACUAUACUGCGAAAUUAUUUGUUUUCUUUUAAAUUCCUUUUAAUAUGUCUCACUGGCUUAAUUGGGGUUAUAACUUAUAAGAAUAAACAUUACAAAUUCUAAGUGUAAUGUUAAUAAAAUUGGAUUCUAUUUGCCUUGA